ACAAAAGGAUGAGACAAAUGCGCAACACUGGUCACCGCUGUAGAGACCCCCGAAAUCAGAGGACAAGGCAACAUGGAGGAGGACAUGGAUGAGGGACAGACCCAGAAGGGAUGUAUGGAGUGUUGUCUGAAAUGUCUAGGAGGAAUCCCUUAUCCAUCCUUGAUUGCCACCAUCCUGCUGUAUGCUGGAGUGGCGCUCUUCUGUGGAUGUGGACAUGAAGCUCUUUCUGGAACGGUCACCAUCCUCCAGAACUACUUUGAGGUGAUCAGGGGACCUGGAGAUGGUCUGGAUGUGUUUACAAUCAUUGACAUUAUCAAGUAUGUGAUCUAUGGCAUUGCCUCUGCAUUCUUCGUGUAUGGCAUUCUUCUGAUGGUCGAAGGCUUCUUUACAAGUGGGGCCAUCAAGGACCUGUAUGGAGACUUCAAGAUCACCACCUGUGGACGCUGCGUCAGUGCAUGGUUCAUCAUGCUGACGUACAUCUUCAUGUUGGCUUGGCUGGGUGUGACAGCAUUCACCUCUUUGCCUGUCUUCAUGUAUUUCAACAUCUGGACCAUUUGCCAAAACACGACCGUUCUGGAGGGAGCAAGUUUAUGUCUUGACCCGCGCCAGUUUGGUGUUGUGCCCAUUGGCGAGGAGAAGACUGUAUGUGCAGGAUCAGAGAAAUUCUACAAAAUGUGUGAAUCAAAUGAGCUGGAUAUGACUUUCCACCUGUUUGUGUGUGCGCUGGCCGGGGCUGGAGCGGCAGUCAUUGCCAUGAUCCACUACCUGAUGGUGCUGUCUGCCAACUGGGCCUAUGUGAAGGAUGCAUGUAAAAUGCAGAAAUACGAGGACUGCAAGUCCAAGGAGGAGCAGGAGCUGCAUGACAUCCACUCUACACGCUCCAAGGAACGGCUUAAUGCCUACACAUAAGACAGGAAGCAGCAGUGAGGGCGAGAGGACCCUCAGUGCUUUCACUUCCUGUUGAAGGGAGUUUUGGCACUGGUGCAGUCCAGGUGGUGUGUCGUAUGACCAACCCCAUGGCCAACCCAUUACCUCUCGCACAAACAUUAUUGUUAUUAUUAUUAUUAUUAUUAUUAUUAUUAGUGCUAGCAGUAGUGUUGUAGUUUUUUUCACAUUAUUGUAUUUCAUUUUUUUUAAGAGAUUGUGCUGGUUCUUUUUUUCCCCACCACAUGUUACAAUUUUUAAAUAUAUUUUUCUUUUUAAACACAUUUUAGUAUUAAUACACGAAUCAUUCUUAUGUAGAGGGUCGGUUAUUGGGGUGAAAAAAAGCACAUUUUUCAUGUGUGUCUGUCUCAUAAGGUCUCAUUAUCAAGGACUUAAAGCAUGAAAAAAAAUUUUGCUAAAAAAAAAUAAUAAUUCUCUCUCUCUCUAUUUCUUUCUCUCUCUCUCUCCCUCUCUCUCCUUCUUUUUUUUUAAUCAUCAGAAGGUAUGAAGCCCGAUACCAGCAGAUGGCUUGUUCAUUCUGCAUUAUUUUGGUAAAAGAAAACUCAAAAACUGAGACAGAAAAGACAAAAAAUAAAAUUAAGAUAUAACAGAUGUACCAUAAAGUGUUUAUUUAUUAUUUUUCUACAGAUGUCAUUGCAUAGCUUAUCAAGAUGAUUACAAAAUGACAAAAUGGUUAUUAUUUGCUUGCUGUGCCAGUCUAGUUUUCAGACCGCAUCAUGCCAGUAGGUGGCGUUGUAACUUCUCUGAGAGGGAGAGGAACUUUCUGACCACUUUUAAGUGGACAUGAAGCAUUUAAUUUAGUGCUGUCAAACGAUUAAUCGCAUCCAAAAUAAAAGUUUUUGGUUACAAAAUAUAUGUGUGUAUACUGUGUAUAUUUAUUAUGUGUAUAUAUAAAUACAAACGCAUGCAUGUAUAGGCUAUAUUUAAGAAAAAUAUGUUGUUUAUAUAUUCAAUAUAUUUAUAUAUAAUAUAAAAUAUACGAAUAUGAAUAUAUAAAUGUAUAAACAUGUAAAUAUUUUCAAAAUACUGUAUGUGUGUAUUUAUAUAUACAUAAUAAAUAUACACUACACAUACAUAUAUAAUGUGAACAAAAACUUUUAUUUUGGAUGCGAUUAAUCGUUUGAUAGCACUAAUUUAAAUCUUACCUCUUCAGCAGCAAUGCAACUGUCCCUUUACUGGAUGCAAGCGACACAUGCACAAGCCUACAGCGUUUUGACCCCCUCUUUUUUAUUUUCCUACUUGAAUAGAUCUAGACACAGUUAAGCCGACAGGGUUUUUAUUUAACGUUUUUGAUUUUUAGCUUUUGUACAUAGUCAUUCUGUAAAUGUAUGUACUGUACGUUAGCACUUAAACUUCAGGUGAAUUCGUAUUAGAUUGAAAAACACAUUCCAUGACAGGAUAAGGGUGGGCGGAGGGAGGGCGUUCUUCUAAAAACCCAAGAAAAAAGACGGAGGAGAAGCAAAAACCAGGCGACGCGGUAAUGUUUUGUGUCAGAUCACUAUUGGGGUGGGCCUUUUCUUUCCAAAGGGGAAUUAUCACGACGAAAACAAAUAUUUAAAGAGCUUAUGCUAUUAUCUCGAUGACAGUUACUCGUUGUCUUGCUAACAAGUCAUUAUUAUAUUGGACGAUGGGAAUGUCUUCUCAUUCUUUUAAUGCCUGGCAAAUCAUGUUCUGUCAGUGUUUCUAAGAGCUAGUUUCGUGCACUUAUUUGACCAUUUUGUGAGCUCUUUCUCGGUGUAAGUGCAUUGGGGUUCUGGCUGCGAAGUCACACCCCUGUAAUGUUAGGUAAAGACUGUGAACCUAAGUGUUAUUUGUGGCAUGGUCAUGCAUUCAAUGGUAAUCGUUUUUACUGGAUCAAAAAAAUAAUAAUGAUGAUAAUAAUAAUAAUGGAAAAAAUCAAAAAGAAAAAAAAACAAGAAAAACAGUUUUCAUCUUUUUAUGAGUUUGUUAUAUGCGACUGUCUUGCUGGGUCAUCCCCUUCCUCAUAAUGUGCAGUAAUUUGAAUCCUAUGCUGAAUACAUUGCGCUGAAACUCCUACUCUUCGAUGGUAGUGUUUGAUUUGUGCCUGUUUACUUUGUGGUGAUCUCUCUAACUCCUCUGAGUCCUCCUCUCAUCUUUCAAUUACUACUGCUUGUUGAGCCCCUAACUUAAAUCUUUCUCUGAACCCUCACCUCUCUCUCUCUCUCCCUCUCUCUCUCUCUCUCUCUCUCUCUCUAUUACUCUGGCUCACUCUCUCGUAUACUAGUCUUUUUGUACUCUCACUAAAGAAUGCUUAGUAGCAAGCUGUACCAUUAAUUUGUUUUGUACAUAAAUGUGCCAACCGCUUGACAGUGGCUUUUCUGAUCUGUAGGGACAAAUUGCUUGCAUAAAUAAACUACACUGGUGUACUUGUUAAUAAAUACGGUUGUUGUUGUUCUUAACAAUCUGUGUAUCAUGUUGGAGUUAUUCACUUCACACACAUUCUAAAAAUGUUUUGCUGGUUUACUUUUAUGUGGUAAGUUUAUUGAAUUAAUUGAAUUUACUUAUGACUAAAGGGGAUACACAAAGUAAUUUGUAAAUUUAGAAAACAGUAUUUUCAACUGGUUGUAUAUGACAUGUUUCACAUUACUGUGUGUUUAUAUAUGACUAAAGCUUUAGAUAUGUAUUUUCAUGAACUUACUUUGUUAUUCAACAAAGUAGCAGAAAAAAGUUUCAGUGGUAUGUACUACCAUUAGGCCUAACAUUAUCAAAUAUUUAGGAUACUGAAGUUCAGAAGCUCACCAAGGCUGCAAUUACUCGAUGAAAAAUACAGUAAUAUUGUGAAAUAUUAUUAAAAUUUAAAAGAACUGUUUUCUGUAUUUAUUUUAAAAUGUAAUUUAUUUCUGUGUUGGCAAAAUUAAAUUUUUAGCAGCCAUAAAUCCA
Messenger RNA from Onychostoma macrolepis, 3846 nucleotides. RefSeq names its product glycoprotein M6Aa (gene gpm6aa). Gene Ontology annotation, biological process: neuron projection development. Bases 73 to 909 code for a protein of 278 amino acids. The record is from RefSeq and is a predicted model, not a curated record. Lineage: Eukaryota; Metazoa; Chordata; Actinopteri; Cypriniformes; Cyprinidae. The transcript is spliced from 8 exons. Gene Ontology annotation, cellular component: filopodium; neuronal cell body; plasma membrane.